AUGUGGAAGCUUGUUCUCUUCGCCGAGACCGAGGACGCCCAUGAGAAGGCAUGGAGAGACCUUUGUAAAGAGUUUGAUGACCAGCGAGCUAUCUUACGCUAUCUCCAUGGGACGUACUUGCCUAUUAGGGCCCAGUGGGCACGCUGCUUCAUCCGCAAGUAUCGCAACUUUGGUAUCCGCGUCACCUCCGGCACGGAAGCGAGCAACAACAACAUCAAGAGCUAUCUCUUGAACGGUAUGAGCCACUUAUAUCGACUUGUCGAGGCGAUGCAGGACAUGAUGAGAGAUCAAGAACGUGACUUUAAGGAUGCUUGCGCGCAGGAUGAGGUCCUUACCGCCCGCGAAUACCUAGGGUCGAGCGGAGACUAUCUGGGUGAAUUACGAACAGUGAUUUCAUCAAAGGGGCUUGGGCUAAUCAACAAGCAAUACCGUAUUGCUCGCAAGGCGAUGCCUACCGGUAAGAAUCCCUUUCCGGAGCCUCUCCUAGAUUGUAACGACAACUGCUCGGUUUCUAUCGAGCUCGGGAUACCUUGUUGUCAUAAAGUCUACGCGAAGCUGGGUUCUGCGACGCCUUUCACCAAAUAUGAUGUCCAUCAACGCUGGCGACUACGGGAGUCAUCAUCUCAAGAUCCAUACCGCCGGAUUCUUGACCCUAAGAUUGCCACUGCUCUUCGUGGUAGGCCUAAGAACACUUCGCAGCCUGUGCCUGCGAGACUGGCUAUCGGCGGGAACAGCCAAAGCGUGAGUCAAUUGACCAGCCUGCCGGCAAGCCAGCCCACAGGGCGUAAACGAGGUCGGCCAGCGGGAAGUCGAAAUAAAUCCACACUCGCCAGGCUUUCGCAAGAAGCAAGCCAAGCGAGUAACACGCAGGCCAGUAUUCAGGUCAGCAUAUCGACCCAGCGCCAGACACGUAGUCAGUCAGCUACCCUUGGAUCUGGAAGAACAACAGGAGUUCGUGCCAGCGGUCGGAGGACGCAACCUAGCAUCCGGAGGACAAGGAGUCAAUGGGAGCUAGUUGAUAGCGAUGAGGAUAUUCUUCCUUCUAUUGUGGUUAGAAAGUAG
Molecule: messenger RNA, 1062 nt
Organism: Ilyonectria robusta
Lineage: Eukaryota; Fungi; Ascomycota; Sordariomycetes; Hypocreales; Nectriaceae
Exons: 1
Coding region: 1-1062 (353 amino acids)
Source: RefSeq, a predicted model, not a curated record